This is a messenger RNA of Lichtheimia ornata, 924 nucleotides long. RefSeq lists its product as uncharacterized. Bases 1 to 924 code for a protein of 307 amino acids. Gene Ontology annotation, molecular function: RNA binding. Gene Ontology annotation, biological process: tRNA modification. The record is from RefSeq and is a predicted model, not a curated record. The transcript is spliced from 4 exons. Lineage: Eukaryota; Fungi; Mucoromycota; Mucoromycetes; Mucorales; Lichtheimiaceae.
AUGGAACAACAGCAAGAGCUGCCGUCAAAGCGAUCGCGUGAAUCUGACGAGACAACAGCAACGACACAACAGCAAAACAAGAAACCAAAAUCAGCUCCUCCAACAAUCCCCAUUUCACGAGGCAAAUUCAAGCAACGAUGGCUAGCAAAGCAUUCAAGUUUAUUGAAACGAAGCGACAGCGCAAGUGGUGUCAUGGUCAGCUGCAAUAUUCACGCAGAGACACGUGCAUUGGGACAAAUACAAAACAUGUUGGAAGGCACUAUUACACCAUUGUUUCCUGGGCAUGAGAUCACAUGGGAACGCUUUGAAGGAGACUUUGAAGUUGAAGAAAACAGCAACAACAACAACAAUGAGGAGUCGUCAUCACCACCAUCCAAAGCUGUUGAAGGACGCAAAGAUAAACGAUUCCAAGCUGUGGAUGCUGCUUGUGGAGGAUUGAUCUUUUAUCGAUUUCGCAUCAACGUUAAGCCUACCGAUUAUGUUACACGACUGAUGGAUCACCUUCGUGCAUUACCUGAAGAAGAACAAAAACAAGAAUUGCACAAGAUACGCCAUUGCUCGCGAUGGCUGCCUUUGGAUUAUCUGUGCCCAGCAACAGACGAUCGAAUGACCCGUUGUUUCCAAGAUCGCGUCUUUAUGGAACGUUUGGAAGGACUUGAAAAGGGUACAUCCAUUGCCAUUGUCACUGAGAUCCGCAACAACCAAACAUUCAAAAAGGAUACCAUCAUCAAGAUUCUUGAUCCUCUCAUUCCAAAGGACAAGUUCAAAGUGGAUCUCAAGAACCCAGACCUGGUUAUUUUUGUCACAGUGUUCAAGAGUGUAUGCGGUAUGAGCAUUUUGCACGACUAUUACGCAAGAAAAAAGUACAACAUCUUGUCCUACGUGGAGGCUGCAUCCAAAGAAGACAACGACCAAAAGCAAUGA